AUGACCGUUCCGUCUUGCCCUGUCACUACAGGCCUUAGUAAAAGCCUUCUCCCAGAGGCGCAGCAACGCCGCCACCAGCCCUCCCUCCCUCCGCUCAACCGCGCUGCCGGCUCCGCUCGUUCGCGGCAGACACCGCGGCCCCCCCAAAACGCUGCCGGCCGGCUGCAGCCCUGCCCUCCUCCGCCCUCCCCCGCCGAAGGGCCGGCAGCGAGCAGGACCGAACGGCCCCGGUAUCAGCACCGGCACUCACCGCCACCGCCUGAGCUGUUUGCCGGAGCUGUUUACCCGGGCCGGCCCCGCCACCGCCGCCUGCGCAGCUUCCCCGGCUACUUCCGGGCCGGAGGACUUGUCCACAUCCCAGAGUGAAAACGAUUUUCAUCUAUGAUGAUGACAGAUUUUACAGAAGAGCAUACGUGGUUACAAAUACAGCGUGAACUCAGUUUGAGGAAACUAACAGAGGGUUCCAAGUAUCAAGAGGAACUAAAAUAUGACUUCAAUAUAAAAGGGGAACUGAGGCACCUGGAUACAAAUGAGUCCUUUGUUUUCAAUUACUACAAGAAUGGACAUGAGCAGAAUCAUGAACGCUACGAAGUUCUGGGACAUUCUAUUACCCAGUAUGUUUAUGAGCUCCUGGGAAGAGUCUGCAUGCUGCAGAAGGUUUAUAUUCCUACUGAUGCUACAGAGGAUGAACCAAGAAGCUUCUUUUUCAUGAGCAAGGAUGCAUUAACAAGUUCCUCUAGUCUAAUUAUCUUUCUUCAAGACCAUGGAGCUUUUUGUGCUGGACAGUGGGGGCGAAGGGCAAUUGUCAGUGAGGGCUUGAAACAUGGAACACAAAUACCAUUCAUCAAAAUGGCCCUGAAGAGCCACUGGGAAGUGAUUGUACUGAACCCCAAUGACAAUUUCACUGAUAUGAAAACUGAAAAGGAGAGAUUUUCUGUCAGACAGUCUGCCUGUUUGAUCCCCAAAAGGGGCAGCAGCAGCCCCGAAGAGCACACCACGUAUGUAUGGGAUCAUUUCAUUGCAAAGAGUGCAGCCAGAAAUGUGGCCUUCAUUGCCCAUGGCUAUGGUGGGUUGGUGUUUAUUGAUCUGCUGGUGCAGAGGAAACAUGAGGUGAUGAAUAAAGUGUACUCUGUGGCAUUCAUUGACUCCACACACAACAUACAGCAGCAGAGCAGACACGAUCCAGAAAUACAGGAAUGGAUACACAAAAACUGCCGAGAAUGGGUGUCGAACAGCAAACCCCUAAACAAAACUGUGCACUGUCUCAUGAGAGUAAAUUGUCCUACUUUCUCUGCUGGAACAGAAAAGUAUGGUUUAGCACCCUCCUGCUGCUUACAACCCAUCUUUAAGUACUUGAAGAGCAUGCUGAAAGCCAAGAUCACAACAGCCUUGAGGAAUUCGCCUGUUGUAACCAGAAGCAGCACAAGGAAGAAGACAGGCAAUUAAUAAAGGUACACUGGUUUGUUCUUGA
Messenger RNA from Melospiza melodia melodia, 1471 nucleotides. Its product is annotated as putative protein ARB2BP. Lineage: Eukaryota; Metazoa; Chordata; Aves; Passeriformes; Passerellidae. Gene Ontology annotation, cellular component: nucleus. Gene Ontology annotation, biological process: regulatory ncRNA-mediated heterochromatin formation. The transcript is spliced from 4 exons. The record is from RefSeq and is a predicted model, not a curated record. Gene Ontology annotation, molecular function: siRNA binding.